Molecule: messenger RNA, 921 nt
Organism: Peromyscus californicus insignis
Lineage: Eukaryota; Metazoa; Chordata; Mammalia; Rodentia; Cricetidae
Product: paired immunoglobulin-like type 2 receptor beta
Exons: 6
Coding region: 1-921 (306 amino acids)
Molecular function (GO): MHC class I protein binding
Source: RefSeq, a predicted model, not a curated record
AUGGCUCUUCUGGUCUCACUUCUUGGAGGGAAUCAGGCCAUGACUUGGAUCCUGCUUCUGCUGCUGUCAGCUGCAUGUCUGCAAGCUGGUCACUCACCAGGAUCCAAGAAAAAAAGUACCUUUGGAGUCAACCAAUCAGCAAACCUCUCUGGUGUCCAAGGCGGCUCCAUCGAGAUCCCCUUCUCCUUCUCCUUCCCCUGGGAGAUGGCACAGAAUCCACAGAUGAGGAUUCUCUGGAAAUGGCAACACCUCCUUGGUGAAUUUAUCUACAACUCCUCCUCAGGUUACACACAUGAGCAUUUCAAGAACCGGCUCAUCCUGAACUGGACACAGCCUCAGACAUCUGGAGUCCUGAGAAUCCUGAACUUGAAGGAGAAGGACCAGACAAAGUACUUCUGCCAAGUUCAACUGAACACAACAGAAGGCAUGAAGGGUUUGCAGUCAAUUGAAGGGACCCAGCUGACCGUCACACAUGCCAUCAGCACCACCAUGCAGAGCCCCUCCAUCGUCACCUCUACAGUCACCACAGCUGGCCUGGAGGACACAGAGGACCUGAGGAAUCCUGCACUUGUGAACCUGGGAGCCACGGUCGGGGUGGUGGUGGCCACGGCUGUGCUCAUAACCCCCGUCUAUGUGUUGAUGGUCUUCCUCUGGUGGAAGCAAAGACUGAAUCUGCAGGGUGGCAGCAGCCUGCACUCACAGGGAAAGCUAGAGAGCCAGUUUCCAGGGAGACAAAAGGGAGGCUUGGCCAGCAGACUAAAGAUGAACCCCAGCCAGGGGAAAGCCUGUCAUCCCAAGGAGCAGGAUGACAUCAUCAUCUUCAUCUCCCUCAUGUGCUGCCAACCUCAGCAUGAGCACUUUCUGUACCCCUGCCUAGGGGACCCCAAGAAGAGACUCUAUAGUGUCCUAAAGGCCCAGUGA